Molecule: messenger RNA, 8793 nt
Organism: Stegostoma tigrinum
Lineage: Eukaryota; Metazoa; Chordata; Chondrichthyes; Orectolobiformes; Stegostomatidae
Product: carnitine O-palmitoyltransferase 1, liver isoform-like
Exons: 19
Coding region: 450-2768 (772 amino acids)
Biological process (GO): fatty acid metabolic process; carnitine metabolic process
Cellular component (GO): mitochondrion
Molecular function (GO): carnitine O-palmitoyltransferase activity
Source: RefSeq, a predicted model, not a curated record
GGCAUUCCAACCGGAACUCCAUCAACAAACACAUUGAUUUGGAGCCAAUCUACCAUCCCCUGAGAAAAAGAACAGGAAAUGACAUCACCAACCCAAGGAAACCUAACCAGAUAAAUAGAAAGCGGGACAUAACACCAGUGCUUCGUUGAAGGCUCACUGAAGAUGUUACCUAGAAUGGUGACGAAACAUCUGAAAACUAACCUUCCAGCUCAGCAAGCAAACUCACAUCCAGAACCUCAACCUGAGCUACAAAUCUUCUCAAAACUCGCUCGUUCUUUUUAAAUUCAUUCAUGGGACAAAGGCAUCACUGGCUAGGCCAUCAUUUAGAGUCCAUCCUAAUUGUCCAGAAGACAGUUGAGAGUCAUCGACAUUGGUGUGGUUCUGGAGUCACAAGUCGGCCAGACCAAGUAGAGAUGGCAGUGAACCAGGUAGUAGUGUAACGGGCGAACAUGGCGGAAGCUCACCAGGCCGUCGCAUUUCAGUUCACGGUCACCCCAGAGGGCAUUGACCUCCGACUCAGCCAUAAUGCAUUGAAAGAGAUCUACCUCUCGGGCAUCAGGGCCUGGAAAAAGAAAUGCAUCAGGAUCAAGAACAAUUUUGCAAGUGGUGUCUACCCCGCUAGCCCAUCCAGCUGGCUUUUUGUGGUAUUGACCAUACUUGGUACCAUGUAUACAAGAGUCGAUCCCUCAAUGGGAAUGAUAGGCAAGCUUAAGGACCAUCUCCCUCUAAGACGAUUUAUGUCACACCAGGGUCAAAAUCUGGUGAGUGCACUGCUGUUUGCAACAGGACUAUGGCUGGCACUGAUUUUUGUGAUGCGACAGAUCCUCAAGUGCCUCCUCUCCUACCAUGGCUGGAUGUUUGAAGAGCAUGGCAAGGUGUCCACUACUACCAAAGUCUGGUUUACACUAGUGAAGAUCUUCUCGGGACGUAAACCAAUGUUAUACAGUUUCCAGAACUGCCUUCCACGUCUGCCUGUUCCAUCCGUAAAAGACACCCUGAGAAGGUUUUUGGAGUCGGUGAGGCCUUUGAUGAACGAUGAGGACUUCCGACGGACAAAGGCCUUGGCAAAAGACUUUGAACGGAACUUGGCGCCUCGGCUGCAGUGGUACCUUAAACUGAAGUCUUGGUGGGCUACCAACUAUGUGAGCGAUUGGUGGGAGCAGUAUGUCUACCUACAAGGUCGAGAGCCAAUCAUGGUUAACAGCAACUAUUAUGCCAUGGAUUUCUUGUAUGUGACACCAACAACAAGUCAAGCUGCGCGUGCUGGUAAUCUGGCCCAUGCUUUACUCCUUUACAGACGACGACUUACUAAUGAGGAAAUUCCACCGAGUACUCUGCCAGGGUUCCCAAUACCUCUGUGUUCAGCACAGUGGGAACGAAUGUUCAACACGACUCGACUGCCAGGCGAGGAGACAGACUUUAUACAACACCGUGUGGACAGUAAGCACAUUGUGGUCUAUCACAAGGGUCGUUAUUUUAAAGUUUGGGUAUAUCAAGGCGGGCGCCUUCUGAAUCCAUGUGAGCUACAGAUCCAAUUCCAGUACAUUUUGGAUGAGAAUUCUUCACCUCAGCCUGGGGAGAAGUAUCUGGCUGCAUUGACUGCAGGAAACAGAAUUCCCUGGGCUAAGGCUCGGAAAACAUACUUCAGCUCUGGGAAGAACAAGACUUCGCUGGAAAGUGUGGAGAAAGCAGCAUUUUUUGUCACUUUGGAUAAUACUAAAUAUGAUCUAUAUGUGGAUAACCAGGUGAAAUCACUGGAUGAAUAUGCCAAGUCACUGUUGCAUGGCAAGUGCUAUGACAGAUGGUUUGAUAAAUCAUUCACUUUCAUUGUGUUUGCAAAUGGCAAAGUGGGAUUAAAUGCAGAACAUUCCUGGGCUGAUGCACCAAUCAUUGGACAUCUAUGGGAGUAUGCAUUGGCCACAGAUACCUUCCAACUGGGAUAUGAUGAUGAUGGUAACUGUAAAGGCGAAGCAGAUACUACUCUAUUAUUGCCACAGAGACUGCAAUGGGACAUCCCAACGGAGUGCCAAGACGUGAUCAUGUAUUCUCUGAAGGUGGCGCAGAAGCUGGCUGAUGAUGUUGACUUCUAUGCAUUCCCCUUCACUAAGUUCGGCAAAGGUAUGAUUAAGAAGUGCCGAACCAGCCCUGACGCCUUCAUCCAGAUUGCACUGCAGCUUGCCAACUUCAGGGAUAAAGGUUCAUUCUGCUUAACCUAUGAAUCAUCAAUGACGCGACUGUUCCGUGAGGGGAGGACUGAGACUGUACGCUCGUGCACAGUUGAGUCAUCCAACUUUGUGACUUCCAUGGAGAGUGAGAAGUUUUCGGUUGAUGAGCGUCUAAACCUGUUCCGUAUUGCUGCCAAAAAUCACCAGCAUAUCAGCAGACUUGCCAUGACUGGAUGUGGUGUUGAUCGUCACCUCUUCUGCCUCUACGUGGUGUCCAAAUACCUUGGAGUCAACUCGCCAUUCCUUCAAGAGGUGCUUUCAGAACCAUGGUGUCUGUCAACAAGCCAAACACCCAUCCAGCAGAUUGAGUUAUUUGACCUUGUCAAUCAUCCAGAAUACAUCUCCAUUGGAGGUGGUUUUGGCCCAGUUGCAGAUGACGGUUAUGGUGUUUCUUACAUUAUUGUCGGAGAAAAUCUCAUCAACUUCCACAUCUCUUGCAAAGUCUCCAGCCCGUUAACGGACGCACAUCGUUUUGGUAAGCACAUCAUACAAGCGAUGUCUGACAUCCUCGCACUGUUCAACCUGGACGCAAGAAAGCCCUAAAUGUAGUCAUUCUACCUGCCUGACACAACAAGAGGGAGGGGAAGAAAAACACUGAGGGUUCCCGCACACCGAAGAUUGCUUGAACAGUCUGUUCUGCUAAAGGACUUGGCGUGUGUAUGCACUGUUUUUUUUGUCAACUUGCGUUAUUUAUUCAUUUGUGUCAAGGGGGCUGAUUUUAAAUUAAAAGUGAAAAAAGCAACAACAAUGCAAAAGAAAGAGAUUUACCGUUGAACUCUGGUGUGCAGAGAAGACAGGGCCUGAACUUAACAUUAUCUAUUAAAGUGCUGUUUUCCCUAUAAAAGAUUAAGCUAUAAUAUUUCAUUUUUCUAGUCAUUCUCAGUUACCCUGCAUGAGUUGCACCGUGUGUUCUACUUGUGUGUUGCACAUAUACAUAUCCUUAAAGUUGGGAUAUACAGUAGAACAGUGAACUUUUAAACCUCACUUGGAGACUCUGGGAAUACUAGCAUAAGAACAAUUAGCAAAAUGGGAGCGAUUCACCCACUAUAGCUUGGGAAGGAAAGUUUGAUACUAUUCCAGAAUGAUUCACUUCCCAGGUCUGUAAAUGCAGCAUUGAGUGGAGUGGUGAAAGAUCUAAAAAUAUAAUUUGCUGCAGCUUUCUGUUUGGCUUGAGGGCAUCAGUUGUGUUGUACAUCAAAAUAUGUGAUCAUUCUGCAUGCUUUAGAUCAUUAUGGAGGAAGAACUAUUCUAAUCGAAGAGAAAAAAGUUCUACUUUUCUUUGCAGCCCUAUAUCCCUUGACCCUAAUUGCACAGAGCUUUCAAAAUUAGAUAGAGGACUGUAGGAGCGCAGAAUAUCCAGAUAUCUUUACUGGACACAACAGUGUAUUUCCUUAAAAGCUUAAUUUUUAAAUCUGGGUACAAUCAAUACCCAAAACAUAGUAUAAUUUCUGGAGACAGCAUUACUUUUCCACCCAAUGCUACUGUAGUACUGUGUUUAUUGUAAAGUUAGUGGCACCUUUGGAUUAGUGAGCUAUAUCUAACAAUGAACAAUUGAUUACAAUGGGCAGCAACAAGGGAAAGGGGCAUAAAUUUAAAGAGAGCACUUGGAAAUGAUUGCACUUGCCUGAGAGAGAGAUUUCUGUUCCAUUUAGUGAGAAUUGAAUCUGAUUGUGGUGUCUAGCAAUGAAAUGAUAGUUCUCUUCUCCAAAUCAUUACUAAAAUCUAAAUUCUGUUAAUUCCUCUCCAGGAAGAGGCAGAAGAAGCAAUUUGAAUAUAAAACAGUUCAGUUGUUUCACUGUUACCACCAACCAUCAAGCACACUCAUUUGAUAUUUACUCUGAGAAACAGAAAGCUGCAUCAAAACUCAUUACUGUUGAGAAAGAUUUAACAUCCCAUCUAUAGUUAUUCAUCCAUAUUAAGCCUCCUUAUCUUUUUAAAAUAUUUUGAAUUUUCUCUGGUUUGAGGUUAGCCUGUGUUUAAACAUAAUCUUCUGAAGAUUGAAAAAGACAUUCUCCCCAUUUUUAAAUCAUUUUGAUAUUGGGCAAUUGCCUUGUUUUUAAAACUGUUAAAUUCACGCUCUGUCUGUUGAAGCUGGUGCCUUUAAAUGCAGUUAUUAAAUAUAGAAUUGAUUUGUUUUCAUUAGACUGGACUUCUGGUUAGCCAGCUAUGGUUCCAGGUUAUGGCCAUCCCUCAUUUUCACAGCAUCUGUGCGGAUGUAAAUUUGGAAAACGAGAUGGAAGCAAGUUCUUCCCAUCGACUACACUUGAAGUAAAAUUCACUGGGAACUAAAUAAAAGUGUGGCAGUGGAAAAGGGGAUGGAGAGUCUGGAGGUCCUGAAUUGAACAAAAAGCAGCUGUUAAAAUGAAUCUGAUUAUCUUUAUGGUUAAGUGGGGAUUCUCGGAAUUGAGUGCACGGUGAGCAAAUCUUAUUACAAAACGCAGCAAAUCUGUAACUAUAUUUGGGAAGAUUGCAACUAUUCUCCAUUUUAACCAAAUUGUGAAUGUGAUGUUUAAUUGAUGUACUAUGAUUACUACCUGCUAAAAUCAGAGGGUUUCAGCUCCACCCUUUACACCCACCUCACUUUAUAAUAGUGAUGCUCAAAUGUCACUUCAAAAUUGUUCAUCCUGACCCUGCAAGCCACUUUUUUUGGCAAUCGUUCUGCCCUCACCUCUGCAGAGCUAAUGGUAUCACAGCCAAAUCUGGACUAAGACAUUUAGUAGCCUGUUUGUGAAUAACUGGCUAACCAGAAGCAAGAGGAUGGAUUUAGAUCCAUGGUAUUUAUAAUGUAUUUGUAUAUAUUCUAUUAAACUAACAAUUCCAUGAAGCUAUUACUGCGACACACUAAGACUGUCUGGUAGGACAGCAACACGAAACCAAAAGGGAGGAGGUGGAAGCUGGGAAUCUUGAACACUAGAAACAGGUUAAAACAGAUGGAAUUAAGUAGUGAUUUAACGACGAUUAAAUGACAAUCGCACUUAAAAUGACUCACUGUGACAAUUACAAAACUUUGAUCAAAGCUAAUAAAAUACAAAACUGAGAUCUUGGGUCUCAGUAGGGAUUUAAAAUACCCCUUUUAUAUAUGAAAGGAAAUAAGUGAGAAGGAUUUGUUUUGACAAGGAUUAUUUCCUACUGUCUCUCUCUCUUUGUCUUUAAGAAAUAUAUAAUACCCCCCCUUGCAAAUCAUUUUAUGAAUGCUAUUUAAUUGGUAUUUAACAGUGCAAUCAAAUCUUACCUGUCCUGAGCACAUCGGGUCACAUAAACAGUAGUUCUGGAAAAGCUGAGCAAGUCUGGCAGCAUCUGAACAGAAAAAAAAUCAGAGUUAAUGUCUCUGGUCCAGUGACCCUUCCUGAGUUAUUCUAAGGAAGGGUCACCGGACCCGAAACAUUAACUCUGGUUUUUCUUUCUUGACAGAUGUUGCCAGACCUGCUAAGCUUUUCCAGCAACUUCUAUUUUUGUUCCUGAUUUAUGGCAUCUGCAGUUCUUUCAGAUUUUUAACAGGGGUUACAACACUGCUUAGGCAGUGUGAUAGACGACGGCAUUGUGUUCAAGAUUCCUCAUGAUUUGCCAGUUUCAACAUAACACAUGGAGGCAUGUGUUGCUGGUAAUUACUAAACCCCAUGGUCCUGUUGUCAGGACGCUCACAUUAAGGGCUAUUUAUCAGGUUGUUGUGUAUGUUUAAUGUUAGCAGCUGAUUAUGUACAAAGGCUGCCUCUGGGAAAUCCUCAUUUUGCACAGCAUGAGAACUGGGGACAAAAACUUAGCUUAGGUUUGGUGUGAGCAAAUUACAGAAGGCCAUCCCAUAAGUCAGAGAAUCUGAUAUCAGUGGUGGUAUUUUUCAAUUUUGUUCAGUUAGAUUUUGACAGUGCUGACUUGUUCUGAUGCAUGUCCCAUAGGGAAAUCAGUUAUCAGACUUUAUCUGGUUAUACCAGUGUUCAUAGUCAACUUAUACACAAUUGAUCUGUUUUAGCAACAGUGAUAUAGUUUGAUUUAAAGCUGCACAUUCCAGAUAUUAUGGCGAGAAGCGAACCAAAAUUAAACCACACCUCAUGAUUUGCAUUUUCAGGGUAUUCUGGUCCGACCUUUGCCAAAAUAAGAUAGGAUCAUUUUGGAUUAUGAUUAAACAAUUAGCUGUUCCUGGCAUGGGGUUGAAGGUUGUGUGGUGGAUGUAAGGACCAAGUUUGAGAUCAAUUGCAGAAGAUUCCUGAUGAAAUACCAAAGAGCAACAUGACCAAAGAACCACAUAAUGUAACUACAGUUUUCAAUCUCACAAGCAUUUAUUUACUUCCACUGCAUUUAUGGAAUGAAUUUUUUGUCACAUUUCUGGCAUUUUUAAAAUUAAUAUUUUACUGUUUUAGAUUUUGCCCUUAAUCGUUACAGCUCUUAGCCUUUAGUGUAACAGCCUAACCAAAUGGAUUACAUUUAAGUUAGAGUUUUGGCCCUGUUUCAAAUUUGUACCUUUUCCCCAAAGCAAAGAAAAGGAUAAAGGUGAGCAACUUAAGGGUUACAUUCAGGAGUCCACAGUGGACGUACUUGAGAAAGGGGUAUCAAGUUACCACAAUAAGGUGUGUUCACUGGUGCCGUGUACAGCAUUCAAGUACCAUUCCAGCACAGUGGGCUGUGUGGACUUCACAGUUUGAGAUUUCUGUCCCUCCUCCAUAAGAAAGGAAAUGUAAUCACCAGGAAGAAAGCAUGGUGAUUAAUUACAAAGACCUCCACUAGCAAUUUCAUCAGAGCUGCUUCUGAUUUGGUUGCAGUUUUUUUCAUUAGAAAUGCUGGUGUGAUCCUGCAAAGUGGUCUCUGUCAAGGCUGGAGCUUUGGAACAAUAUAGAGUUCCAACAUUCCUGCUGGGAGGCUUGGGGAAGGCAAGGAAGAAUAAAAUCCACAGAACCUCACUGGUCUGCUUCAGUGGUGGUGUGAAUUUGCAUUUUUCAGAUGUAGAGUAGAAUCAAUCAGCUCAUGCUCUGUUGGAAAGAUUUGCUAUUUAGUUGAUAGACACAUAGGUUCCCAGUUACUUGAAGCUUACUGUGGGCACAGAUAAUGUGGGAGAGUUUAAUGGAUCCCCAGAAAGACCUAUUCUGAGAGGAAGGUGGAUUCUCAUUAUACCAAUUCAGAACACUGACUAUGGAGUUGCAGCGCCUGUCUCAUUGUUCCUGUCUGAGUGGAGUUUAAAACCGAAGUCUCUACCCAGUUGCAGGGACUCCCAGUGUGGAGAAACUGCACGUUUGCUAACUUGACAGACAGCCUAGCACUCUUGAUAACUUCAAAUUUGUUUAAGUUAAAGCCGCUGCUACUCCCAGGGAUGAAAAGCUAUUUGAAAAUAUCCUGUAUCAAGGCUGAGCUGUUGGGAUUAAUUCUGUUACAGAUGGUCCUGAAACCCUGCAGAAUUAGCUGAUCUCAGCAAGGGUUGCAGAACAAGAGUGAACAGUCAGUGCACCAGGAGGGGGAAAAAAUCCAUUGAUUUCAUCCUAUCACUGCUGCUGGAGCAUGCUAAUGACCUUGUGUGUGCAUGUGUCUCUGUGGUCCUUAUGAUCAGACUGAGCUGUGAUUAUCUUUAAGAUUGAGAAGUUUGUUGCUACUCAUUGUCUUGGCACAUGCAUAUGAAAGGGGCACUGGAAAACAUCGGAUUCUCAGCAAGUAGUUGGUGUUCUUUGUGAAGAAGAGGUCUUGAGCUUCUUUGGCAUCUUCAUCCUUUUCAAUCAAUGAGCUUUGAAAGGCUGCAGAAUAUUGCCUCAAUCCUGUAUGCCCCACUUUUUGUGUUCUCUUAAUUCAUUGUCACCGCAUAGAGCGGUGAAUAAUAAUUUGCCAAUCUAUGUAUGAUCGAAUGUGGUAUAAUCCCCUGAAUGUAAUCCAUUCUUUCAAAACUAUCAAGUUUAAAUCCAACUUCCAAACCUGUAGCUGCCUAUUUUUCUGUUUGACAUAUUCAUAAAACUCAAAAGUAUGUAUUAGGACUUUGCCCAUAUUAAGAAUCCAGUAUGUAAUAUCUUUAGAGAGACAAAUUCCUAGUUGGCAAGGGGAUUUAAGGAUUUAAAUCUGACUGUGCUUGAAAUGCUGCUGUUUGAGUAGCCUUCUACCUAGCAGAUGCUGUUGUGGUUCAUGUCUUCUGCUGUCCACUUGCAUGUUUAUUGCUGUGCUGUGAAUUAAACCUCACUGCAAUUUCCAGCUGUCUUUAUGUAGGAAUAAAGUGGGAACAACAGUGAGUGCAGAAUUUUCCUGUCGAGUACAUUUCGAAAUGAACAUUUUUUAACAUUAAUGCAGCGGAACAUGUACAGGAACAAGCAGCACGUAUAUGAACACAUAGUCAGCCUUGUUAGUGCUGCAGUCAUACAAAACUAAUGUUAAAUAUUGUGCACAGAACCCACUUGUUUUGUGUGGGAACGGGUAUCUCUCUCCACUUGGUGCUCUCGUUUUCUGUGUCAUAAGAUUUUUGUCUCAUGUCAAACCGUAUUUGUUGCAUUAUCGGUUGUUUUUAUUCUUUCAAUUCUUUUGACUUCUGUUUUUGUAAAUGUCUAUGCAGGUAUCAAUGCAAUCAGUAAGGGACACUCAGAAGUAAAAUGCCAGUUGCCUGAAA